Molecule: messenger RNA, 1778 nt
Organism: Oncorhynchus mykiss (rainbow trout)
Lineage: Eukaryota; Metazoa; Chordata; Actinopteri; Salmoniformes; Salmonidae
Source: RefSeq, a predicted model, not a curated record
AUGGCGUAUCAUCAUGAUGCUGACGAGACAGAGAAUAAUCUCACCAGAUCAGAACAUCUCAAGAAACCCCAGCAGAGACGGAAACCAUACCGCUGCCCUCAAUGCGGGAACUCUUUUGCUGCAUCUAACACCUUAAAAUAUAAUCUAAGAAUCCAUACAGGAGAGAAACCGUACUACUGCUCUCAGUGUGGAAAGAGUUUUGCUGCAUCUAACACUUUAAAAUAUCACCUGAGAAUCCAUACAGGAGAGAAACCGUAUAGCUGCUCUCAGUGUGGGAAGAGUUUCACGUGUCCAGGGUGUCUUAAAGUACACAGAAGAAGCAAUACAGGAGAGAAACCUUACAGAUGCUCACAGUGUGGGAAGAGUUUCACUGCUUCUCACACCUUAAAAUUUCAUCUGAGAAUUCAUACAGGGGAGAGGCCUUACCCCUGCCUUGAUUGUGGGAAAGGUUUUGUUAGUGCAGGAGCCAUAACUAUACACCAGCGUGUACACACUGGAGAGAAGCCUUAUAGCUGUCAUCUGUGUGGAAAGUGCUUUUCUGUUUCAGAAAAACUAACUCUACACCAGCGGAUACACAGUGGAGAGAAACCUUAUAGUUGUGAUCGGUGUGGGAAAUGCUUUGCUCGGUCAGGAGAGCUGACUACACACCAGAAAACACACACUGGAGUGAAGCCUUAUAGCUGUGAUCAGUGUGGAAAGAGCUUUGCUCGAGCUUCCCCCCUGAAUAGACACCAGCGAACACACACUGGAGAGAAGCCUUAUAGUUGGAAUCAGUGUGGAAAGAGCUUUGCUCGAGCUUCCCCCCUGAAUAGACACCAGCGAACACACACUGGAAAGAAGCCUUAUAGCUGUGAUCAGUGUGGGAAGAGAUUCAGUCAAUCAGGGACACUGAAUUCACACCAGCGAACACACACUGGAGAGAAACCUUAUGUCUGUCUAUGUGGAAAGAUAUUUUCUCAUUUAGGGCCAAUGAAAAAACACCAUAAAGCAACAAUAUGCCAUAUUUCAUCUCUCUCCUAUCCAGUUCCAGAUCCCUAAAUACAUGUGAAAUAGAAAACAUCUAGUGAACAGUCAUAUCCAUCUACCAUUCUAAAACAGUUGACUUAGUCUGAUCACCAUGGUAACCUCAGGAGCAUAAUAUGCAGCUCUGAUCUAGGACCAGGUCUCCCCUGUGUCUAUGUAUUAUUGAUAAUUGUCUUCUUUCAUAUACUAUUAUUAUUAUUAAAUAAAGUGGAGCAGUGGUCUAAGACCAUCUCAGUCUUCGACCACGAGGCAUCACCACAGACAACCUGGUUCGAAUCCAGACUGUAUCACACGUGAUUGGGAGUCCCAUAGAGUGGGGCACAAAUGGCCAAGCGUCGUCCGAGUUUGGCGGGUGUACGCCGUCAUUGUAAAUAAUAAUUUGUUCUUAAAGACUUGCCUAGUUAAAUAAAUGUUAAAUAAAAUACAUGUAGAAUAAUGUUUCAACAGUAGUGUGUAUUCAUGUAUUCAAUUGAUCAAUAAAUUCAAUCCAUUAUCUUCUGAACAACUUCUGCUUAUUUUUACACUUAAUUAUUUAUUCACUAAAUGUAUUAAAAUGCUCCUAAAACUUUAAGAAAUUAUGCAUUACAUAAUUAUAUCCAUGAAAAACAAUAUAAACGCAAAAAGUAAAGUAUUGGUCCCAUGUUUCAUGUGCUGAAAUAAAAGGUCCCAUAAAUGUUACAUGUGCACACAUCAUUUUUGUGCAGAAAUUUGUUUACAUGCCUAUCAGGGAGCAUUUCUCCUUUGCCAAGAUAGUG